Molecule: messenger RNA, 2790 nt
Organism: Vespa velutina
Lineage: Eukaryota; Metazoa; Arthropoda; Insecta; Hymenoptera; Vespidae
Gene: rho-6
Product: protein rhomboid
Exons: 5
Coding region: 283-1230 (315 amino acids)
Cellular component (GO): membrane
Molecular function (GO): serine-type endopeptidase activity
Source: RefSeq, a predicted model, not a curated record
AACGAUGUGAUCAUCGUAUUUAUUGAUGUUUUUCUAAUGAAACGAUCAAACAUUGAACGAACAAUGGCGGUUAUUGAUCUGAGAGUCGAUGACGUUCUUAAGAAAUCGUUAAUCUCUUUGAAUAUAAAUUAGCGAGAGGAUACUCGAAGGAGAAAUGGAGUGGGAGAACUAGCCGUUAUCUAAUGUCAGUCUUCUCGUGUUCGUUGGCGUUAGAUGUCGGUGAUAUGUGAACGUUGAUCAACGAGUAUUCUUCUCUUUGUGAUUUUUUUUUUUUUUUAAACCAUGGAACACGAUAUCGAGAGGAACAUUGAGAAAGGUGACAAAAUGGACGCCGAAGCAGCUUUACUCGAAAAUUCACCGACGUUGUCAACAAUAUCGUCGGAAUUGACAGAUACGACUUAUUCGGUACCAGGCUCACCUUACUCGUCAGAAUCUCCGAUCAUCGCGACAUCAUCGUACAGAAAGACACAUACCAAUGACGAAACUACGAUCAAGCCGACGCCAAGGUAUUCACAGGCCACCAGGAAGCCUAAUUUUCGGAUACGACCGCCUUACCUAAUGAUAUGCAUCAGUAUCAUAGAGAUAACCGUCCACUGCUUCGGAGACGAGGCGACGUUGCGAAGAUGGUUGGUCUAUGACCCUCGGCAAAGGGUUCAAGGGUGGAGGUUCGCCUCGUACAUGCUUCUACACUCCAACGCGCUUCACCUUGCGCUCAACGUGCUCAUCCAGCUGGUCCUGGCUACUCCACUCGAGGUUGAACAAGGAAGAAUGGGAGUAGCAACGAUUUAUUUAGGUGGUGGUGUUUGCGGAGCUUUGGGUGCUUCACUUUUGCAACCUAGUCUUUAUCUAGUCGGAGCUUCGGCAGGAGUAUAUGCGUUACUUACCAGCCAUCUUGCUCAUCUUUACUUGUGUCACGGUGAGCUACGUUACGCGGGAUGGCGUUUAGGUGCUGUCCUGUUACUCGCUGGAGCAGAUGUCGCAUCAUUACCAAUACCAACCUUAUUGGGCUGCGGAAGGGUUGGUUGGGCUGCUCACGUAGCCGGUGCAUUAGCAGGACCACUUCUGGGUCUUGCAGUUUUCCCUAAACAAAGCAAGAAGGAUUCACGAGGACGAAGAUUCGUCAGAUUCGUUAGAUUAAUAUCUGGCGUUAGCGUUAUGUUAUUAAUAGUUGGCGCGAUAUUGGGUAACGUAUAUCUGAUUGCAUUACCCCAAAUUAAAAAGCCAUCCUGACAGAGGAUAGAAAUGCUCGUAAAACUCUGCAAGAGGUCGUUCCUGAUCGUCAAGAUCCGUGAGGCCGCCGACAGUGUCUUCGAGUAAAAUCAAUCAUCUUUUUUUUUUUCUUUUCUUUUCUUUUCUUUUUUUUUCUUGUAAAUAUAUAUAUAUAUAUAUAUAUAUAUAUAUAUAUAUAUAUAUUUAUAAGGGAAAUAUCUCAUCGUUAUGGUUCCCAUAGCGCAUCGGAUCGAUAAUAAUCAUUAUGAUAUUAUUAGCGCGUUUAAUAAAAAAAAUCGCGUUAAAGAAAAAAGGAAAAAAAGGAAAAACAAGAAGAAGAAUAAAUAAGAAAUAAGAAGAAGAAACUCUUAAUCGUGUUAACCAAUAAGAGAUUAUAAUGACCGAAGAAAUCUCCUUAAAGAAAAUUUCUUUAAGGAAAAAUUUUUAUUCUCUAUUUAACAGUAAUCAAAACUUUCCAAUUAAAAACGAUUUGAGAAAUAUCGUUUUCUCUUCUUUGAUUUAUUUAUUAUUAUUAUUAUUAUUAUUAUUAUUAUUAUUAUUAUUAUUAUUAUUAUUAUUAUAUUUUUAAUAUUAUUAUUAUUAUUAUUAUUAUUAUUAUUAUUAUUAUAUAAAAAAAAAUAAGAAGAAGAAAAUAAUAAAAUGGUGCGAGAAUAGAUCGAUUAGAUCAUUAAAGAGACUCGUAUAGUUAGAAGAGAGAGAGAGAGAGAGAGAGAGAGAGAGAGAGAGUUUAGAAGUUCGUAUUUUCUCGACGUUUUCUUCUGUAUUUAAUAUUACUCGAAAUUCAGAGCUAUCGCUUUAGUAAGCGAGUGGGAGAACAAUUACGAAAGAUCGAAUAAACGGAACGAAAAUUAAACGUUAAUAGACAGAUAGAGAGAGAGAGAGAGAGAGAGAGAGAGAGAGAGAGAGAGAGAGAGAGAGAAAGAGAGAUAAUCAAUUUAAAGGAAUUCUAGCAACGAGCGAUGUUUCGAUACACGCUUCUUCGUUUUUUACGUGUUCCACUGCCUCGUGAAAAAUCGUACCGGAUAUGCACGUUCAAACUCUAUUACGCGUUCGACUAGUUUCAGUGCCAUAGUUUAUUCUAUUAAUACAAAAAAAAAAAGGAAAGAAAGAAAGAAAAAAAAAAAUAUAUAUAUAUAUAUGUAUAUAUAUAUAUAUAUAAAAGGUUUGCUCUUCGAUACGAUUCGAUUCGAUUCGAUUCGAUUCGAUUCGAUUCGAUUCGAUUCGAUUCGAUUCGAUUCGGUUCGGUUCGAUUCAUCUAACUUUAAAUAUUCGCGUCACACGUGUUACGUGUUACGUAAAUAAAAUUUUUACUAUUCACGUGAACCUAUUAUGUUGUUCGAAAAAUUAAUAAUAAUAAUAAUAAUAAUAAUAAUAAUAAUAAUAAUAAUAGUAAUUAAGUGAAAAAAAAGAAAGAAAGAAAUUAAAUUAAAGUAAAUCAAGAAAAUAAUCAGAGGAAAAUAAUUGAUUUAAUCGUUUUUCUAUUCCUCGUUAAUAGAUAAGCCUCGAAAGUUUAUUGUUAAUAAAACGUCUUAAAUCUACUUCUUACGAUUUCUUUUAAUU